Molecule: messenger RNA, 966 nt
Organism: Malassezia globosa CBS 7966
Lineage: Eukaryota; Fungi; Basidiomycota; Malasseziomycetes; Malasseziales; Malasseziaceae
Exons: 1
Coding region: 1-966 (321 amino acids)
Source: RefSeq, a predicted model, not a curated record
AUGUUUUCGGGCCCACAUCCACUUCGCCUUCAGUCAUUGCAAUUUGUGCCGGAAAGUUCCGUGCCCCUGAUCCGGACGACAGCUGACGAAGCCAAUAGCAUGUCACUUCUUUGGGAAAAUGUACUGGAUGCGUUGGACGAUGACGUCGAGGCAAAUGAGGACACAGACCGCAGCAGCUCGAACGAGGAUCCACUCUCGUCGUCAUCAUCGUCGUAUCCGUCAUCGAGAAAUCACGUGUAUCGUCUGGGAAUAUUCCAGCCUGCGAUCCUCCUUCAAAUUGUUCAAGGCAUCAUACAGCGCUUGUUUCAGUCUGUUGUGUUAUUGCAUCAACAUACGUGGCUCUCAUUGUCGCCCAAUCUCCGCGAAGGAUCCGCCAUUCUCGUCCAGCGGGUUAUCACGACAGCGUAUCUACAAGCACCCCAUACUGAAUCUUUGCACGCUGUCCCGCUUACAUGGCGAGAGCUUUUUUUUUGGCAUGCCACACUUGGCCUUGCUCUCAUUAGUUUGGCGGUGCAUUUUCAUACAUUUGUCGUUGUGUCGUCAGUGGGUGCGUUUCAUUUCGGCACACCGUUUGUCGCUGUAGGCGCAUAUCCUCUUGUGUCUGACGCCGUCCGAUGUACUGUUGUUUGGGAAAGUGUCAGCUUUGUGGGGGUCUUGCUGCUAGCGAUGAUUCUUUGGGGAAUUGGACGUGCAUUUAUUAUGAUAUGGGGCAGUCUGUUGCGCGUGUCGAACUGGUGCAUUGCAAACACGCCACAUAUUGUUGUCGAUUGGGUCGACACAACGAUGCAAGCGAACACGGCGACGCAACAAGGCUCGUUCGUGGCGGCCGCUACAGCAGUGGUCUGGCGGCCUGUGGCAUGGUUUACAUGGUUUAUAGAGCGUGUGGUUCAUGGACAUGCUGCACAACGGGAGGAACUAAGAGAAGAUCCACGUUGGGUGUGGAUGUUGGCGCAUGCCGGCGAUUAG